UCCUAUGAGUUAUUCAAAGGGUGAGUAUCCUAUGCUUUUAUCCCCCAUUAAGAAAAAGGUAAAUUGUGUGGACAAAAUCUCUUAGCUUCAUAAUAACAAAGGAGAGAGACAUUAAAUCUUUUACUCAUUCCAACAAACAAAGAGAAAUGGCUUAUGCUGCUAUCUCUUCGCUUAUGUAUACAUUGGAACAACUAUUCAAACCAAAUCAAUCUUUCGUUUGUCCAUGCUCUACACAACAACAUGUCGAAAAUCUCAAUCAAAAUCUUUCUGCUCUGCAAGAUUUCCUUGAUAAUACUACCACAAAGGAUAUUGAAACUCUUAAGGUUGUAGAAAAGAGGAUCAGAGAUGUAGUGUACAAAGCAGAGGAUAAAGUUGAUUCAAGCUUAAGAAGCAUCAUUCUAGCAGAUAGCACAGAGAGUAGAGAAGGGGCUUGUAAAUUCUUCGAGGAAGAAUUGGUAAAAGUGGAAAAAGAUGUUGAUUCUCUCAGGAAAGAGGUGACGCUUGUUGAGUUUAACAAGCACGGAACCAAAUCUGCAGAAUUAGCAACAACUCCCUUCUCACCAGAUAAAAAAAGUACAAUUGUGGAAAAUACUGUUGUUGGGAUGAAGGAUGACUUCAACAUCAUACUUGAUCGCCUCACUACCCAAAAAGACGAGUUAAUUGUCAUACCAAUUUUGGGGAUGGGAGGUAUAGGUAAGACAACUCUUGCCAGAAAAGUUUAUGAUGAUUCAUGUAUUCGCUCUCGAUUUGAUAAACAUGCAUGGGUCACAAUCUCCCAAGAAUACAAUGAGAGACAAAUGCUUCUUGAAGUUGUCUCUUCAAUUACUACUGGAGGCAGUCAAGAAAUGAGCAACGAUGAACUAAUGGAGAUUGUGUAUAGAGGUCUGAAAGGUAGGAGAUUCCUAAUUGUCAUAGAUGAUAUUUGGAGUACUGAGGCAUGGGACCAAAUGCAAAGAAUAUUUCCAAAUGAUGAAAAUAAAAGCCGAAUUCUAUUAACUACUCGGCUCAAGUGUGUUGCUGAUUAUGUCAACUGCCCUGAUUUUCCACCUCAUAGUAAGUCUUUUCUAAGUCUAGAAGAUAGUUGGAAUCUAUUCACCGAAAAAUUAUUCAAGAAAGACCAGUGUCCUCCUUUACUUGUAGAAAUAGGAAAGCAUAUUGUACAACAAUGUCAAGGAUUACCUCUCUCGAUUGUUGUGGUUGCCGGACUUCUUGGAAAAAUGGACUUAACGCAUGACAAUUGGAAGAACAUUGAGGAAAAUCUGAGCUCAUUCUUUGGUACAGUAUCUGAACGGUGCCAAUCAAUUCUCUCUCUGAGCUACAAUUACUUGCCCCAAUAUUUGAAGGCUUGUUUUCUCUAUGUUGGAGGUUUUCCAGAAGACAGAGAGAUUAAUGUUUCCAGGUUGAUUAGGUUAUGGAUUUCUGAGCAAUUCGUAAAGGCAAGAAACAAUAAAAGAUUAGAAGUGGUGGGAGAGGAGUAUCUACAAGAGUUAAUUGAUAGAAGUCUAAUUUUGACAGGUAAACAAAGGGCUAAUGGAAGGAUGAAAACUUUCAAAAUUCAUGAUCUUCUUCGCCAACUAUGCCUAAGUGAAACUCAUACUGAAAAUGUUGUGCAUAUCAUGAAUGGGAAUGUUCCCAUGUUCUUAUUAGAAGCCAUAGAUGAUCAACGGCGAGUGAUCCUUCUGUCUAAACUUGAAGAGAAGCAAGUUUAUCCACCAAUGCAUAGCAAUGGUAUAACAAGUAUAGCUCGUACCUUCAUUUCAAUGCAAUAUUUUCAGUACGACGAAUUUCCAGAAGGGGUUUAUUCCAUUUUUUCCGCGUUCAAGUUGCUUAAGGUGUUGGACGUAUUUACAGUUUGGUACGAUUUCUCUAGUGUUAUACCUGAGCUUGUACAUUUGAGAUAUGUUGCUGCAAGAAUUGAGGAAGGUCUUUCACUAGACAAAUUGAGAAAUCUACAGACCCUAAUUCUUCUCAAAAAUAUUGGUGUCAACAGACCAACAAAGUCGGAGCAGCCACUCGAUAUCUGGAGAAUGUCAGAGCUAAGACAUGUGGAUAUUGAUUCGCCACUAUAUAUAUCUAAUCCUCUUGAGGCAGAAAAUCCUUUGUUUCUCAAUAACUUGCAAAAUCUUUAUCUCUAUAACUCUCAUUUUUUUGAGGAAAUCAUAAAAAGAACUCCCAAUCUAAAAACGUUGAAGUUUUUAGAUGAAUCUGAGCAUCCUGACUGGUCUGCGAUUCUUGAUUCUCUAAUUCUUCUAGAGGAGCUGGAGAAGCUAGUCAUACAGCUAGAGAGAAUGAACGUCAACAUUUUCUGUGGAGAUAUUUUGUAUUGUAAAAUCAAGAAAUUAAGUCCUAAUAUCAAGAAAUUGAAAUUAUUAGGUACUCAUAUACCAUGGGAAGUUGUGAAUUUGCUGGCUUAUUUACCUAAUCUUGAGGUGAUCGAAGGGGAGUAUGCAUUUUCUGGAACAGAUUGGAAACUAGAUGAAGAUGUUGUGUUUUGCAAAUUAAAAUAUCUGUUAAUUGGUGAAGCAGAUUUGGAAAGGUGGGAAUUAGCAGCUGCUAGUGAUAAUUUUCCGAUGCUUGAGCAACUAAUACUUUAUGGGUUUGAUAAACUGGAGGAGAUUCCGGAGAGUAUUGGAGAUAUAAUGACACUAAAAUUGAUCAAAAUAGACGAUUGCAGCUCUUCUAUAGAGAAUAGUGCAAAGAGAAUUCAACAAGAGCAACAAAGCUUGGGAAAUUAUGAGCUUCAACUUCGAAUUACUCCAAAGGAAUCUGCAACUUUUGGGUCUUCUUCUUCGUGAGUUGUACGUUUCUGCAACUACAGCUGGGAUAAGAAACCUUUACGGAAUAGGGAGAGAGUGAAGGUACCACUCGUUGGACGUAUGAUCGAGGUAUCUCGAAGAGCUUCGAUGAUUUUUAACACAUGCUCUAACGGGGUUUGGAAAAGAUCCAUCCAUGUAAAUCAUAUUGCAGUGUUUCAAUUAGUUUUGUUUCCAUUAGUUUUUAAUACUGGCUAUUUAAAUUUUAGCCAGUAUUACUAAGUGCACUAUCUUUAAGUGUAUAAUAUUUAUAUAUGAUUGUGUGUGUUAUUCU
Solanum pennellii is the source of this 3087-nucleotide messenger RNA. Its product is annotated as putative late blight resistance protein homolog R1B-12. Bases 147 to 2795 code for a protein of 882 amino acids. The transcript is spliced from 4 exons. The record is from RefSeq and is a predicted model, not a curated record. Gene Ontology annotation, biological process: defense response to other organism. Lineage: Eukaryota; Viridiplantae; Streptophyta; Magnoliopsida; Solanales; Solanaceae. Gene Ontology annotation, molecular function: ADP binding.